Molecule: messenger RNA, 4164 nt
Organism: Cuscuta epithymum
Lineage: Eukaryota; Viridiplantae; Streptophyta; Magnoliopsida; Solanales; Convolvulaceae
Source: the annotation of a GenBank genome assembly
AUAAGAGAGAGUUAGAUAAACAAAAAACGAGGUAGAGUGAACUGCCGCAUACAAACUCGAGCAGUUGGAGUGUUGGUAUUGUUUGCUUCAUAUAUCGAGCUAAGCUCAUCCAAAUAAGACGUGUAAGGUUUCUACGGAAAGCUCUCAAGAUAAGGAAUCCGUCAAGGUGCAUUUUGCAGAAAUCGGAGCAGCUUAAGGCUUCCAAAUCAUCGAAUGAAAACACAAACGCGCAGAAAUGAAUUUGCUUCUCUAAAGUUUAUCCGGUGAAUUCCACCAACAAUCUCAAGAAAAUAUUUAGCGUCGGAUAUGCCUGCACGCAUGAUCUCACAAGGCGUUAUCGUUGCACUCAUCACGGCUAUGUUAUCUUUGCAUGUGUGUUGCGAUUUGGACUGGUAUUUGGAUAUAUCGUUAUGUAUAAUGUUUACUCUCUUCACUUUCCUACUUACAAUAAGUCAUACUUUAACACCACUUUUUAAGAAAAAUGUUGUUCUUUUAUUUAAUGGUAAAAUGACAACUAUGAAAACAACCCACUAAAAUUAAUUUUAAACUUGACUUGUAGUGAUGAUAAUUUUAUUGUGGUUGUUCUCAAAGUUGUAAAAUUAAUGAUGUGAAUGAGUGGGUGGUAGACUCCGGGGCUACCAAGCAUUUUUGUGAAAACAAAAAUGCUUUUACUUCCUAUACUAUUAUAGGAGAUGGUGAAGAGCUCGUGUACCUAGCGGACUCUAAAACCGUUAAGGUGCAUGGGAAGGGGAAAGUUCUUUUGAAGCUCACAUCGGGAAAAACUUUAUCACUAAAUGAUGUGCUGCAUGUGCCCGAGAUUUGGACUCAUUUGGUUUCCGUUUCUUACUUGGGAAAAGUUGGGUUAAAGUUUCUUUUGGUUGUGACAAUUUUGCUAUGACCAAAAAUGACGUUCUUGUACGAUAUGGCUAUUGUAAGAAUGAACUAUUUGUGCAGCGCUUAGUAUCUCUGGAUUAUUGCAUGAUGAUGCUUCUGUUUAUUUAAUUGACUCUUACGAUGUGUGGCAUGCUAGACUAGGACAUGCAAGUAACUCUUAUAUUAAAAUGCUAAAUGAUUGUGGUUUGAUUUCUUUUAAAAAUAAAAUGACACUAGAAAGAUAUGAUGAACGCUCUUUUAAUAAGUUCUGGUGCUCUUUUAAUCUUUGGGAGGAGACUAUUCGUUUUGCAUGUCACUUACAAAAUAGAUUUCCUUAUAAGCACAAUAAGAAAACCUCUUAUGAAUUGUGGAAAGGUUUUGAGCCUAAUUUGAAAUAUUUGAAAGUGUGGGGGUAUUUAGCUAAGGUCUUAUUGUAUGAUCCUAAAAAGGGGAAAAUUGAUUCUAAGACUUCUGAUUGCAUGUUUAUUGGUUAUGCUGAAUCUAGUGCUGCUUAUAGAUUCCAUGUUUUGCAAAGUGAUGUGCUUGAAUGUGAUAAAAUUGUUAAAACAAAAAUUGUUUCCCAAGUCAAUUUUUUUAUUUAUUUUUUUAUCCAAGUUAUUUAUGAUUGUUAUAAACAUCAAAUACUUAAAUGUGAAAGGUGAGUUGAAAGACUUUUUCUAUUUCCUUGACAAAUGGUAGCACAAAAAUUAAAUCAGCAGGGAACCAGUCAUUCAAUCGCUUGAGUGGAAGCAUUUCCCGCUCAAAUGUAUACGCCAUUUCAGCCGCACGAUCAAGUAAUAGAUCUGUGGCUCUGCAUUUCUUUCUCUACCCAUUUAUAGAUCAUUCUACUCUCUCUAUCCAGAACGAUCCUUCAUCGUAGUUAUUCUGAAUUCACUAGCUCAAAACCACGCACCAUCCACUCAAUCGUCCUUGCAUUUCCUUCUAUGCCCAUUUUUCAGAUCUUUCUACUUUCUCUCUAUUGGAAGCAGUCAUAUCGUAAAGGGAAAUCCUAUGAGAGGGAUUACAUGCAGAAAACAAGGCAAGGGAAAUCCUAGAAAAUCACUUCCUAAAAUAGAUUAAAUAAUAAAGGUAUUAAAAUCAAAUCAUAAUAAACUUAAUCAAGCAAAUCAAUGAACUAUUACUCCUCAUUAUUCUAUUUGAUUGCUCUGUUUAUCUUUCCAUAACUAGUAUAGUACCCGUGCGAUGCACGGGCUGAUAAUUUAUAAAAUUGUAAUUACCGAUGGUCUAAAAAGUUUCAUACUAUAUAUUUUGAUUUAAUUACACUUAAACAAAUCAUGAAUUUAUAGGUGAUGAAAAAUAAUGAUAUACGACAUUUGUUCAUCGUACUAAUAUUCACUAUAAAUUCGAAAUGGAAAUCAACAGUUACAAUUAAUCAAUUUUUAUUAUUAGAGCAUCCCCAAUGUGCACUGUUUAGUCUAAGAAAAAAACGCCACCUCAUUAAUAAUAGACAUUGUGUAUUUAUUAUGCCCUCCAAUGCAUGCACUCUUUAAUUACAUUUUGCUGAGUUGGCAAAAAAAAUAGUAGACACGGUGAAGGGGGCUUUCUAAGUGUAGAAAGCAUUCUACACAGGCUGACUCGACAAUUUUCACGAAAAAAAAGCGCCAAAGUCGAAAAAAUAGGGGGAAACGAAAACUCUUCUUUCACGAUGUAGAUAAAACCCUCAUUUUGGAGAGUUUUUUUUCCUCAAAUUGCUGAAGACUGAAGCGGCCGUGAACUCUGCGCGCUCGAAGGUUGGCUAUUCAGGUGGACGGAACAUACAAGGCAACAAAGCAUGGAUCAUGAGUUUGACCCAUUCCAAAGCUCCCAAAAUCCCACCCUUGUUAACUACACAAGUCAAGCACCAAACCAGUUUAGUUCUAUCAGCCCCCAGUUCCAGCCCACAUAUCAGUUUAACCCAAUCAGUGGUUCUUGUUCUCCUUAUACCAACUUAUCUUAUGGACCUCCCUUCUCGUUCCAAAAUCAUUUGAGCACUCCCGUUUUUGGUAGUGGAACCAGUGAAACUCCUAGGGCAUCCGGAGGCGGGAGAAAGAAACAUAAGGAUGUCAACAGUUCUCAAGGUUCAACUAAAAAAAGAGAAGAUUGGAGUUCAGAAGAAGAUAUCGCAUUAACCAACGCGUGGUUACGUAUUUCUAUGGAUGCGGAUGUUGGUAAUAAUCAGAAAAGUACAGCAAUGUGGGAGAGGAUUUUACAAGUCUGGAGGGACAACAUGGGGGAGAGGUGCAAUAAGCCUAGAAAUAAUAAUAGCCUACAAUGCCGUUGGCAAAAAAUACAGAAGGCGGUUAAUAAAUUUCAUGCCAUUUAUGAGAAACUUGAAAGGCAUCCCCAAAGUGGCUUGAACACAGAUGACAUGAAAAAAAGGCGCUGGGAAUGUACGAGAAAGUCUUCAGUGAUAAAAAGAUAAAAGAAUUCAAGUAUAUUCAUUGCUGGGAGCUUUUGAUAACGAACCCGAAGUGGUGUACAAGUCAGCUGACAAAGGCUUCUGGAUUAAAUAAAAGCGCUUCAGAUAACAAAACCGCAGCAGAAGUAUGUGAUACCUCACCAAUUCCAGAAAAGCAUGGACUGGAAUCUGAGCAAAUCAAAAGUGAUGGAAUUGUACGUCCUCUGGGAAGGAAAAGUUGCAAAGACAGAAAAAGAAAGCUGAAUUCUGAAAACGGAGUGAUUGAAAUACUGAAUAAAAUACAGUGUUCGUUUGACAAGCAAAUAGAAUUUAAUAAGGUGGAGUUGGAGAUGAAGAAGGAAAACCAAAUGAAAGAGUAUGCAUUUAGGGAGGAACUUAUGAAAAAGGAGAUAGAGCUAAAAGAGCACAACCGGAAACUGAGGGAAGAAGCACAAUUAAUGAAGGAGGAGCAGGAAAUGAAGAAGAAGGAGAAGGAAAUGCGGCAGAGAAGAGUUGAUCAAGACCGCGUUAUGAGCAUAGACUUGAGUAGGCUUCCACCGAGUACACGAGCCACAUAUGAAAUCUUGCAAGCUCAAAUACUGAAGGAAUGGGAAAUUGGGAGCACUUCUGGAAUCUAAAUAUAUUGAUUAUUUAUUAAGAAGAUUUAUGUGUCUACGCAAGACAUAUUUUUAGGAGUUUUUCCAAAUUAUGCAUCCCAAACUAUAGGUUUAUUUGCUUUAUUUGUUGCUUCAAAUGAAUACAUUUGUCAUUUGUUUCAUGGUUGAAUUCUUUUAUAAAGAUUAAUUAGCCAACUUCUGAUACUAGUGGGGCAUGGUUUUAUAUAGUUGCUAACACUCUAGUAGAUUUGAUGUCAACCAGGUGUCACUAUUAAA